Molecule: messenger RNA, 507 nt
Organism: Lampris incognitus (smalleye Pacific opah)
Lineage: Eukaryota; Metazoa; Chordata; Actinopteri; Lampriformes; Lampridae
Gene: nrn1lb
Product: neuritin 1-like b
Exons: 3
Coding region: 1-507 (168 amino acids)
Biological process (GO): neuron projection extension; nervous system development
Cellular component (GO): plasma membrane
Source: RefSeq, a predicted model, not a curated record
AUGAAGUCCCAUCCAGACACCGUGAGCAUGCUGCUGCCUCUCGCCCUCAGCCUCGGUUUGUUCCCGGUGUGUUUCGCAGCGGUAAUCCCCGUUUCCUGCGGCUCCAUCUACAAGAGCUUCGCUCAGUGUCUGCUCACACUCGGGGACAGUUUGGUGGACACGCAGAAAGACCAGAACACGCAGGACAUCGACUCAAUCUGCAGGUCGUGGAAUGCUUUCCAUGUCUGCGCCAGCUCGGCGAUGGCUGGAUGUCCCGGGGAAGCGGCGGCCGUGUGGGAGUCUCUGAGACAAGAAUCCAGGAAGACCCAAUUUUCGGGGAACCUCUACGAUGUGUGCGCCAGCCGCACCACCCUCCCACCCAGCACCGCGCCGGCACCGUCGAGCCCCCUAUCGUCCGACCAGAGCAACCAGGAGACACUGAAGGGCUGCACGCCCGACCACGGCCCUGACCUCGCCGCACUCCUCCUCCCUCUGUGCUGCUCGCUGCUGCUCCUGCCCAGGAUAUAG